AUGUCAGUUCGACGUUCAGCCAGAUUAGGCUCUAUCCCAACCCUCAACCCAUCAAUACCAGUCCUACAAACCACAGCGCCCACCAAGACAGCAAGAGUCCAACACAGCGCAGUAGCCAAACCCCGCAAGACACCCAAGAAAACACCCAAACCACAAACCAAACCAACUUCCUCAUACUGGUCCCCAGAACCAGCACCCACAACAAAUAACACCGAGACAACCAGACCGCACACACCACCCCUCGACCGCCCCGUCGACCCGCACCGGACAAACGCAACUCUCCUCACCCCCCACGGCACAGCUGUAACCGCCUACCCAGCCCACGCAGAAGAUGCCUCACCAAGCAAGACAGGUCUCCCACGGCCCCUCGCAACAACAGGCACACUCCUCGAGAAAGCAACGGCCCACCUCAUAGCCACAGAUCCACGCCUGGCACCCGUGAUAGCCCAACACCCCUGCCCCCUAUUCUCCCCAGCAGGCCUGACAGAAGAAAUUGACCCCUUCAACAGCCUGGCCAGCAGUAUCAUCGGCCAACAAGUCUCCGGUGCAGCUGCGAAUUCUAUCAGGAAUAAGUUCAUUGCGUUGUUUGAUUUGGUUGGUGGGGGGAAUGUUGGGGAUGGGGCCGGGAGUCGGCAUGCUACGUUCCCUAUGCCUGAGCAGGUUGUUAAGGUUGAUAUUCCGACGCUGCGGACGGCGGGGUUGUCGCAGCGGAAGGCGGAGUAUAUUCUUGGGUUGGCGGAGAAGUUUGUUAAUGGGGAGCUUGGGGCCCGGAUGCUGGCUAGGGCUUCUGAUGAGGAACUCUUUGAGAGGCUUAUUGCUGUUAGGGGAUUGGGGAAGUGGUCUGUUGAGAUGUUUGCUUGCUUUGCGCUUAAGCGGAUUGAUGUUUUUUCAACGGGCGAUUUGGGGGUUCAACGAGGCUGUGCUACCUUUGUUGGUCGAGAUGUGAGUAAAAUUAAAGGCAAGGGUGGUGGUAAGUUCAAGUAUAUGUCUGAGAAGGAUAUGCUGGAACUUGCUGCUAAGUUUGCGCCGUAUCGGAGUCUGUUUAUGUGGUAUAUGUGGCGGAUUGAGAAUGUUAAUGUCGCUGUUCUUGGGGGCUAA
Penicillium canescens is the source of this 1098-nucleotide messenger RNA. RefSeq names its product DNA-3-methyladenine glycosylase II (gene alkA). The coding region runs from base 1 to 1098 and encodes 365 amino acids. Gene Ontology annotation, biological process: base-excision repair; DNA alkylation repair; base-excision repair, AP site formation. Gene Ontology annotation, molecular function: DNA-7-methylguanine glycosylase activity; alkylated DNA binding; DNA-3-methyladenine glycosylase activity. The transcript has 3 exons. The record is from RefSeq and is a predicted model, not a curated record. Gene Ontology annotation, cellular component: nucleus; protein-DNA complex. Lineage: Eukaryota; Fungi; Ascomycota; Eurotiomycetes; Eurotiales; Aspergillaceae.